CGGACGCCACCGUGAAGAGGAAGAAAGAUGGCUUUGACAAGCCGCUUGGAUGUGCUUCCACGAGUGACAUGUCCAAACCAUCCCGAUUCUAUUUUGGUGGAAGAUUACAGAGCUGGAGAUAUGAUCUGCCCAGAAUGCGGACUAGUAGUAGGUGACAGAGUUAUAGAUGUAGGGUCAGAAUGGCGAACGUUCAGCAAUGACAAAGCAACCAAAGACCCAUCUCGAGUUGGAGAUACCCAGAAUCCACUGUUAAGUGAUGGAGAUUUGACUACAAUGAUUGGCAAGGGCACAGGUACAGCUAGUUUUGACGAAUUUGGGAAUUCUAAGUAUCAAAACCGCAGGACAAUGAGCAGCUCUGACCGUGCCAUGAUGAAUGCUUUUAAAGAAAUCGCUAGCAUGGCAGACAGGAACAACCUCCCCCGAAAUAUAGUUGAUCAAACAAAUAAUUUAUUCAAGCAAGUGUAUGAACAGAAGAGCCUAAAGGGAAGAAGUAACAAUGCCAUUGCCUCUGCUUGUCUCUAUAUUGCCUGCAGACAGGAGGGUGUUCCACUGACAUUUAAAGAAAUAUGCGCUGUCUCCAGAAUUUCCAAAAAGGAAAUAGGCUGAUGCUUCAAGCUCAUUUUGAAGGCCCUGGAAACAAGUGUGGAUUUGAUCACAACCGGAGAUUUCAUGUCCAGGUUUUGUUCAAACCUGGGUCUUCCUAAGCAAGUCCAGAUGGCAGCAACACAUAUUGCGCGUAAAGCUGUGGAGUUAGACUUGGUCCCUGGGAGGAGUCCCCUUUCGGUAGCAGCCGCAGCUAUUUAUAUGGCUUCACAAGCUUCUGCAGAGAAGAGGACACAGAAAGAAAUUGGUAACAUUGCUGGUGUAGCUGAUGUGACCAUCAGACAGUCCUAUAGACUGAUCUACCCUAGAGCUCCAGAUCUGUUCCCAGCAGAUUUCAAAUUUGACACCCCUGUGGAUAAACUGCCACAACUGUGAAACUCCAAAGGCUACUUCUAGACCCUACAAGAGUUUGAUUUUUGACUUACAAAAGAGGCGUAUAAAGGAAUUAUUACUGAGCCUUCACGUUGCAGAACUGGUUAAAGGAUGUGAAGAAUGCCUAGCAAAGGCAGGAGCAAUCAUUCCAGGUGUAAACAAGAUCAUUUUGUGGCAUCUUUUUCUGUAUAUAUUAGUGAAAGUAACUAUUUAACAACCAUUGCAACAAGCUUGAUUUCCUAUUGUAUGUAUGUAGAUUUCUUUCGUAGAGAUCGCGUAAAAGGUAUUUUGGAAAAUAUUCCAAAUUCUGAUUCCUGAAUAAACUGUUUUCCAAAA
This is a messenger RNA of Euleptes europaea (tarantolino), 1311 nucleotides long. Its product is annotated as transcription initiation factor IIB-like. The record is from RefSeq and is a predicted model, not a curated record. NCBI's taxonomy places the organism in Eukaryota, Metazoa, Chordata, Lepidosauria, Squamata, Sphaerodactylidae. Gene Ontology annotation, biological process: transcription initiation at RNA polymerase II promoter; transcription preinitiation complex assembly. Gene Ontology annotation, molecular function: RNA polymerase II general transcription initiation factor activity; TBP-class protein binding. Gene Ontology annotation, cellular component: nucleus; transcription preinitiation complex. The transcript has a single exon.